Ixodes scapularis (black-legged tick) is the source of this 1185-nucleotide messenger RNA. RefSeq lists its product as uncharacterized. Lineage: Eukaryota; Metazoa; Arthropoda; Arachnida; Ixodida; Ixodidae. The coding region runs from base 1 to 1185 and encodes 394 amino acids. The transcript has 2 exons. The record is from RefSeq and is a predicted model, not a curated record.
AUGGUGUAUAAAGGCACACACAUUGACGUUCUCUUGACAGCAAUGGUCUGUGAUGCCCCGGCCAGGAGCUUCGUGAAGCAGAUCAAGAGCCACGCUGGAUACCACGGUUACGAGCGGUGCUCCCAACGAGGACAGUACGUUGAAGGUCGAGUUACCUUUCCCGAACUCAAUGCGCCACUUCGCACAAACGAGACAUUUCGAGAUCAAGCGGAUCCAGCACAUCACAUCGGUGACUCCCCAGUUGCUGACCUCGACGUGAACAUGAUCACAAUUUUUCCCCUUGACUACAUGCACCUGGUAUGCCUUGGCGUGAUGCGUCGCUUGUUGAGAAGUUGGACCUGUGGUCGUGGAACACUAAGUGUUGGUCAACAGCGUGACCUCAGCAGUAAACUUGUGGCCUGCGCCAAGGAGUUCCCGUCGGACUUUCAAAGAAAGCCAAGAGGUUUGGAUGAACUAGAUAGGUGGAAGGCCACAGAACUAAGGUCUUUCCUUCUUUAUGUGGGACCUGUAGUGCUGAAGUCUCUUCUUCCAAAGACCCACUACGAACAUUUUCUCCUUCUCCACGUGGCCAUCAGGAUCCUUGCGUCACCAGCAUUCUACGUUUGCCACAACAGUUUUGCAAGAGGGCUGUUGCGCUACUUUGUGCAGCAAUUUGGCACUUCCGCACUUUAUGGGCCUAAACAGCUGACCUAUAAUGUACACACCCUCAGCCACCUUGCUGAAGAGUGCUUGAUACAUGGGCCCCUUGACGCGUUCAGUGCGUUUGGUUUUGAGAAUUUUCUUGGUAAGCUUAAGAGAAUGCUGCGCACUCGCAACAACCCCCUGGCUCAGGUUAGUCGCAGACUUUCCGAGCGCGCUGGACCCGCAUCAUUCCAGACUGCAACCAAGACUCAUGCAAUCAAGGAAGGACAAUGCUACCUGUUAAAUGACCGACCAGCAGUCACUGUUAAGGUUGGCAGGAUCAGCUGUGAUGUAGCAGCUUUGACAAACCCCGGAAUACUAAAACCCGGAGAUUUUUUCAAGGCCCCAGCACACUCGUCCGCAAUUGAAAUCUACAGGACAGACGUCCAUAGUACUAGCACGAAAUCAUGGACACAGGCUGCUGUCAGAAAUGCCCCAAGAUGCCUGAAGCUGCCCUACAAGAAGGGAUUUGUUGUAACACUACUGCUCCACCUUCAGGGAUAG